Anopheles coluzzii is the source of this 893-nucleotide messenger RNA. RefSeq names its product COMM domain-containing protein 2. NCBI's taxonomy places the organism in Eukaryota, Metazoa, Arthropoda, Insecta, Diptera, Culicidae. The transcript has 4 exons. The record is from RefSeq and is a predicted model, not a curated record. The coding region runs from base 172 to 858 and encodes 228 amino acids.
ACCGCUUAAUCUAGCAAGUGCAAGAUUUGUUGUUGCUUUUGGGCUACAGAUUGCAUCGCAAACAGAAAGCUAAACAGUGAAGCCUUUUUUGGACCAUUUCAUCUUACAUGCAAAACAUAAACCAUAGGUCUUAUCAAUCUUGCUCGUAAUCGAGCUGGGUAGCUCCCACAAAUGGCUCGCCUAAUUCGACCGGAACAAGCAAAACAGUUGCACUUUUUGUUAGAUCAACCGGAAGAAGUGCUGAUUGAGUUUUGCAAGCUUGCCAUCGAGUACAUAAACUCGGGAAUCAACGAGAAGAAAUGCACCGUAGCUGCAAAAAAACUAUCAACCACGUACGAAACUGUGCGCGGUGCACUGGAAGCGCUUGUCGCACUGCUUAUCGACAGCACCAAGCUCGCCCUCUCGGAGCGUGAGUUCCACACCGUCGUUCAAGCGGCGCUGGAAACGAUCAACGAAAAGCAAACCGAAAUACUGUGGCAAUUCAUAACCAGCAAGCGCACGCUGGUGGACAAUGUGUUGCGCGCCUCCUGCCAGGAUGAGCUCUACUUCCGCGAUCUGGAGUGGCGCAUCGAGGGGCGUAUCGCUUCCCGCACGAUACGAUCGCAAGCGACGCCGGUUAUUAAGAUGAAGUUCCAUCUAGAUACGGAGUGUGUCAGCGAGUACAGGGACAAAUUGCACCCCGAGCCGGUGGACCAUGCGCCGGAAGCAGAAGCAACGAAGCAACCGCCCACCCGGAGGGAGGUGUUGGCGGAAACGGAUCCGGCCAUGCUGCAACACAUGAUACAGGUGCUGGAGCAGGCGUUGCUGGAGGCGCGUACCCGUCGCGUUCGGAAUUAUGUUAAGCCAACGCCGAGCUAAACCUCGAAUAAAUCCACUAUCAAUUGCACAUUCCA